AUGAAGAAGGCAACAGCAACAUCAGAAGAAAACGAAUUCGGAAGUUCUUCCAACAGUUAUCAAAGUAGAUCCAAAAACAAAGGAAAGCAGCCACUAACUGAUACUACAAAUGGAACCAAUAUGAAUAGUCAAGAAUUGGAAAAAAUCCAAAUGCAGCAGCAUGCAAAUUGCAACAGCCAGAGCCAAAAUACAACUUAUUGCAAUGAAAAUAUAACUCCACUCACUUCAAGCACAUUUGCUUCUUCUUCAAAGGUUGUAUCAGGCUAUGAAGACUAUGGUGAUGCAACUUGGUUGUGUGAACACUGUAAUGCUUUGAUGUGGUACAAUGAGCGCAUUAACAAAAGAAGAAAUUGUAUACCUCCGAAGUUUUCAAUGUGUUGUAUGCAUGGAAAAAUCGAAUUGCCUCCCCCUCCAGUGUUGCCUCAAGUACUUUUGGAUCUUCUAUUCAGAGGAGACAGUGAAAGCAUUAAUUUCAUAGAGAACAUAAGGGCAUAUAAUUCAAUGUUUGCUUUUACCUCUAUGGGUGGAGAAAUUGAUGCUUCUGUGAACAAUGGACGUGGACCUUUUGUCUUUAGGCUUCAUGGUCAAAACUUUCAUCAAAUUGGAAGCUUGCUGCCUGAAGAAGGACUCCCUCCUGCUUUUACACAAUUGUAUAUAUUUGAUACUGAAAAUGAAGUAAGAAACAGAAUAUCAGCUUUCAGCUCCAAAAGAAGAGCACCAAAUUCUCAGCCUAGAACCCUACGUGAUGAUACUGUGGAAGCUAUUAAAUCUAUGUUGGAUGAAUGUAAACCAUACGCAAAGAUACUCAGAACCGCAAGGGAUCGAUUUGGUGAUGCAUUACAGUCAUUGGAUGUGAAGAUAAUUUUGAUUUCUGGACGUGGGACAAAUGAGAAAACCUAUAAUCUUCCUACAACUUCAGAAGUUGCUGCAUUAUUUGUGGGAGAUUUUGAUGAAGAAAUAGAUGCUCGAGAUAUUAUUGUGGAAACAAAGGGAAAUAAAUUGACCAGGAUAAGUGAGCUUCACCCUGCAUAUCUACCUCUACAGUAUCCAUUGUUAUUUCCAUUUGGUGAAGAUGGUUAUCAUAUUGAUCUACAUCUCAAGAGGACGACAACAACAUCAAAAAAGCCACGGUCUAAAGUUAGCAUGAGGGAGUUUUUUGCAUACAGAAUUUUUGAGCGCUAUAACCAAUUCAGUGCUCUUAUGUUCUCCGGGAAACUCUUUCAGCAAUUUCUGGUUGAUGGUUUUACAAUGAUAGAAGCAGAAAGAAUUAGAUAUCUCAAGUUAAACCAAAAGGCCUUACGUGCAGAUAAAUACAGCAAUGUUUCAGCUUAUGCAUCAAGUGGAAACCAAGAUUCUACAAAGUGUGGAAAGAGAAUCGUCUUACCUUCAACAUAUGUGGGUGGUGCACGUUACAUGCGAGAAAAGUACAUGGAUGCAAUGGCUGUUUGUCAAACUUUUGGAUAUCCAGAAUUAUUCAUUACAUUCACUUGCAAUCCUAAAUGGCCGGAUAUUACAAGACAUCUACAGCAACGACGACUAAAAUCUGAAGACAGAGCUGACAUUUUGUCUCGUGUCUUCAAAAUGAAUUUGGAUAGUCUCAUAUUUGAAAUACAUAACAAAAACCUGUUUGGUUCAUCAAGAGGAAGUAAGUUAUCAACUACUAUUGGACAAAAAAGUAGUUUUUGA
Brassica napus (rape) is the source of this 1686-nucleotide messenger RNA. RefSeq lists its product as uncharacterized. Lineage: Eukaryota; Viridiplantae; Streptophyta; Magnoliopsida; Brassicales; Brassicaceae. The transcript is spliced from 6 exons. Bases 1 to 1686 code for a protein of 561 amino acids. The record is from RefSeq and is a predicted model, not a curated record.